This is a messenger RNA of Pestalotiopsis fici W106-1, 762 nucleotides long. RefSeq lists its product as uncharacterized. The transcript has 3 exons. The coding region runs from base 1 to 762 and encodes 253 amino acids. The record is from RefSeq and is a predicted model, not a curated record. Lineage: Eukaryota; Fungi; Ascomycota; Sordariomycetes; Amphisphaeriales; Sporocadaceae.
AUGUCGAAUCACUCUCAACGCUCAACGUAUGCCCACAAUCUGGGCAAAGACCCGAAGUCCACCGAACAGGGUUUCGUAUGGGACAUAGUCCCUUGCACCGGUUCUAACAAUCUAGACAUGCGCGAUAUGGAGUUUGUCGACGGAGGAAUCCAUUUUGUCCACAUCUACGGGGGAUCUGGGGUCGGCACGAUCCAGCCACGCCGGAUCGCCGUCGCCCUCCCACUGGCCUUUGUACAGUCCUUGGCAAACGUUGCGCUGGGUCCUGAGGCCGAAUCACGAGCUUCUGCCAUCAAAAGUUAUCUAAACCUCUGGCACGACAAGAGUUUUUUGUUCGAUAUGAUCCUUGAGGAUGAACGCGCACUUCGCUUGAAGAAGCGAAGACCCGAUUCUCAUCCCAUCCCCGCCAUCUUUCAGAAACACCCCACCCUAAUGCCCCGAGUCUUCAAAUCCUGGGCACCACUCAAUACUGUUGUGGAAAUCUAUUCCGAGGUUGUCGUUGUUAUUUACGAGGACCAGAACCAUAACAACCUUAUCCGCGUGCGCAUCGCUAGAGCCCCCGAAAUUCAACCCAUCAAACUAGCUCCUCGACCCUGUGCGGUCAACGCCAAACUAAGAUUCAUUGACGACCAUGUCUAUGAUAUAUCUCCACUUACGAUUGCUGUCCCUUCGGACCUCGCCAAAGUCAUCGAAAGCAUUGCCAUCAACGCAGCCAGGUGGGAGCCUUUCAUUUCGCAUCACUGCUAUCUGUACUGCUCUGGCUAA